Synchytrium microbalum is the source of this 1815-nucleotide messenger RNA. RefSeq lists its product as uncharacterized. The record is from RefSeq and is a predicted model, not a curated record. Gene Ontology annotation, cellular component: cortical actin cytoskeleton. Lineage: Eukaryota; Fungi; Chytridiomycota; Chytridiomycetes; Synchytriales; Synchytriaceae. Gene Ontology annotation, molecular function: actin filament binding. The coding region runs from base 1 to 1815 and encodes 604 amino acids. Gene Ontology annotation, biological process: actin filament depolymerization; positive regulation of actin filament depolymerization. The transcript is spliced from 13 exons.
AUGUCAUUCACUAGAAAGGCAACGUAUGCUCCAGCUCCCGCAACAUCAAGAGGACAGGCAGUGCAAUUAUCGGGAGAUCCCAAGGGCGUCAACUUCAUAUACACAUGUGGCAGAUCUGUCAUCAUUAGGAACCUAGCUAAUCCGGCUAUCGCUACUGAAUACACAGGACACUCUACCCAAACUACUGUCGCCAGAUACUCUCCAAGUGGAUUUUAUAUCGCCAGUGCUGAUAUAUCGGGAAACGUGCGAAUCUGGGAUACCAUAAACGCUGAAAACAUUCUCAAAACUGAAACAAGGGUAUUUGGUGGUCGAGUCAAUGAUUUGUGCUGGGAUCAUGAGAGCAAACGUAUUAUUGCUGUUGGAGAGGGUAAAGACAAAUUCGGCCACGCAUUCGCAUUCGACACCGCAUCAUCAGUUGGAGAGAUCAGUGGACACAGCAAAGCAAUCAAUUCAGUAUCCAUUCGACAAGAUCGACCGAUGAAGGCCGUCACUGCUUCAGACGAUCUGACUGUCAACUUCUAUAAUGGUGUACCAUACAAGUUUGGUAAAUCCAUAACAGACCAUACCCGUUUCGUACAAGCGGUUCGAUUUUCACCUAAUGGUGAAUUCUUUGCUUCUGCUGGUAUGGAUUCAAAGGUAUUCUUGUAUGAUGGCAAAACCGGAGACAAGAUAGCUGAAUUGAGUUCAGCUGCCAAUUCUCACACUGGUGGCAUAUUUGCCCUAUCGUGGAGUCCAGAUAGCAAACAUGUCUUGACGUCGUCUGCUGAUAUGACUGCUAAGCUUUGGGAUGUUGGUAGUAAGAGUGUUGUCAACACAUAUGCAUUCUCAGGAUCAGGUGUAGAUGAUCAACAAGUGGGCAAUUUGUGGCAAGGAGAACAUAUGAUAAGUUUGUCUUUGUCUGGUGAUCUCAAUUAUUUGGAUAAGAGCUCUUCCAAGCCAUUGAGAGUCGUCAAGGGUCAUCAAAAGGGCAUCACUGCAUUAGAAGUCGCAUCCGACAAGACUCUAUACAGUGGAAGUUAUGAUGGUCGUGUGUAUUCAUGGGUUGAGGGUGCUGGCAGUGGUACAUCCUUAUCUGGAUCAGGACAUUCGAAUCAAGUAUCCGCCAUGUCAGCAGAUGGUGGAAAGAUUAUCUCUGUUGGAAUGGAUGAUUCUGUGAGAAGCAUUGACGUGUCGGGCAAGAGUUUCGAUGGAGCCGUUUUGGCUACUGGAUCUGUACCAAAAGACGUAGCUGCACAUGGCGAUUACGCUGUUGUCGCUACCGUCAAGGAUGUUAUUGUGACGAAAUCUGGCACCAAAGUGUCGUCUCUUACAACCAAUUAUACGCCAGGCUCUGUGGCGAUUUCACCUGAUGGUAGUGAAGUCUCUGUUGGAGGUGAUGACUGCAAAGUGUAUGUCUACCACAAUUCAAGUGGUACCCUCACUCAAAAACAUGUUUUGGAUUCAAAUCGAGGUGCCAUAACAGCUUUGGCUUACUCUCCUGAUGGAAGCAUGUUGGCUGCUGGUGAUUCAGAUCGAAAGGUGCUGGUGUAUGAUGUGAAAUCCAAAUCGCUGAAACUCAACGAAUGGGUCUUCCACAAUGCCAAAGUCAAUUGUAUUUCAUGGUCUCCUGAUGGUUUACAUGCCGCUUCGGGAUCUUUGGAUACUAAUGUUGAAGUAUGGAGUGUAGACAAUCCCAUGAAGCAUAUUUCCAUCAAAGGCGCACAUACGGAGUCUGUGAAUGGCGUUGUAUGGUUGGAUAACAAUACUAUUGCUUCAGCUGGUCAAGAUGCUAUGAUCAAGAUGUAUCUGGAAAUGUUGGAAAUAACGAUACCAUGA